This is a messenger RNA of Acipenser ruthenus (sterlet), 4403 nucleotides long. Its product is annotated as zinc finger protein 79-like. The transcript is spliced from 3 exons. Gene Ontology annotation, molecular function: DNA-binding transcription factor activity; RNA polymerase II cis-regulatory region sequence-specific DNA binding. Gene Ontology annotation, biological process: regulation of transcription by RNA polymerase II. Bases 235 to 1239 code for a protein of 334 amino acids. Lineage: Eukaryota; Metazoa; Chordata; Actinopteri; Acipenseriformes; Acipenseridae. The record is from RefSeq and is a predicted model, not a curated record.
UUUUUUACAAUUAAGAAACACCAAGAAGCCAAGCAAACAGUUUUAAUAAUUGCAAACCUACAAAAUUGGGCACGUGUUUCAGUAUAAAAUGUUCAAUGUGUACUUACUGAGCAUUAAUUACAAAUACAUGCAAGAAGCACCAAAUGGCACAACCAGUACUAGUGGCAUCUCUGCACAGUGCAAGCAAGUACUGUUCUUUAGAACAAGCCACUAAACAGAGUCCCGUGUGAUGCCAUGGACAGUGUGAAGAUGGAAUCUGUCCCAAUUAAAGAGGAGUUCCCUGAACUUAUCCCCAUUAGAGUAGAGUUCUGUGGGCUGGCUUCCCUCCCCAUUAAACAGGAGCUCUGUGAAAUGGAAUGUGACAGCAGUCAGCCAGAGGUCUCUGAGAUUAAAGCUGAGCACAAUGAAUUGGAGAUCCCCCAGACAGAAGAACUGCUUCUUGUUAAACAAGAAGAGGUGCUGGAAAUUAAACAGGAGCCCCCUGAAGUAGAGUUUGAACACAUGGAACCAGUGAAGGAGGAAUCCGAGGACUUCAAACCAAACAUCCCUGAGCUGGAACCUAUAUGCCUGCGGGAGGGUAGCAUGGUGCUGGAGAGAAUCUGCGUGAGAGAGCAAGGCGCUAGAGAGGAAGGCUCUACCAACAGCACACAAGAUGGAAAGGAAGACAGGCGGUCAUAUUCAGAAUGCAGUCUAGCAGGUUCCAGUCCAGGUGCUAAAGCGAGGGCGGGCGGUGGAGAAUAUCCUGACUGUUGGAAAGGUUUCAGUGACUCCAGAACUCUGAAAAAACACCAGCGAAUUCACAGAGGAGAAAAACCAUAUUGCUGCUUUGACUGUGGGAAGCAUUUCAGACAGUCACAACACCUGAAAACACACCAGCGAAUUCACACAGGAGAGAAACCGUAUCUCUGCUCUGACUGUGGGAAGAGUUUCAGAGAUUCAGGAGACCUGCAAAAACACCAGCGAAUUCACACAGGAGAGAAACCAUAUUGCUGCUCUGACUGUGGGAAGAGUUUCAGUCAGUCGCACAGCCUUGUUUCACACCAGCGAAUUCACACAGGAGAGAAACCAUAUCUCUGCUCUGACUGUGGGAAGAGUUUCAGAGAUUCAGGAGACCUGAAAAAACACCAGCGAAUUCACACAGGAGAGAAACCAUAUCUCUGCUCUGACUGUGGGAAGAGUUUCAGAGAUUCAGGAAACCUGAAAAAACACCAGCGAAUUCACAGAGGACAGAAACCUUAAGACCAUGUUCAAUGGGACUUUUCACUAAUUCGAGGGGGGGAGGGGAGGGGGGCAUUAACCUUGCAUUAUGAGUCCCUGCGUAAUAAUAAUCUUUUUAUAUCACUCUUAACAGCAGGCAUUUUAAAUGGUAAAGAUGCACUUGAGAAAGUGGGCGCUGAUGCAGACACGUCUCUAGUUUAACUCAGGCUGUUAAUGCAGUCAGUGCCUGGGAGCAGGAAUAUACAGAAAGGAAACUAUUCUGCAACUUAUCUGAUAUAUGAGUCGGGAGAAAUCAGUAACUCGGUGGAUUUAAAUUUAAAUUUGAUUAAUUUGAAAAUAAAUGAACUGAUCAACAAUUAUCCCGACUUCGGUAUAUAGCAUCCAGAGACAAGACUGUGUCGUCCUUACUGAGCAAUCAACCUGGAUGAUUUGUCUUAUAAAUUCAUCACUUUUCUAAAACAAAUGAAAAAUGAUAGUGUCCGAUGGCUGUAUUAUGACACGAAUCACUGAAUAUUGCGUGACGUGUAGCUUUGCACUGUGCAUUAGUCAUGCUUUUAUUUUAGCCUGCUUUUAAAUUGCCCCAAAUAAUACAAAUGUGGCAAGCAUGUGUAUGGAUAUUAGGUAUAGAAAGGCAAGUAAACGCGUGGGGGGUCUAUUGAUUUUGCAAUAGAUUUAUUUAUCUUUAGUACAGAUAGCUAUAUACCAGUGCUAGACCUUGUUAAAUUGUGUAAUGAGGACGUGUGUAAUCGGAGUUCUUGUGAGACUUGACUCUACAAUUCACCCUUAAAAGUGUGCUGAUUUAACAAUUGAUUAAUAGGGCUGCAACGAAGGGUACAUUUUGACCUUUGAAGGUUCUGAACACACUUUCCGAAGGAAGGUUUGAACCUUCAAUGGUACUAAUUUGCAUAAUUGACUGAUGACGUCACCAUAGCUACAUAUUUGUUCAUAUUUGAUUGGAAAUCAUGUUAUUUUACAAGUAAUCUAUAUAAAUGGAAUAAAACAUUCACAUGUAGUUUAAAAAUACGUUCCAUAGAACAGUAAUCAUGCUUUUAUAAUUUAAAUACAAAUAAGAAUGCACAUUGUUUAUUUAUACGUAAUUGAUGCUGCUUGCGAUAUAAACAGUAAGCUUGCAUUGCAGCAGCAUCUUAGCAGCCAAUUAAAAUAAUUGCAGCUGACAAAGCUUUAUUUAACAGUCACCAUUCCAAGCAGGUUAUCGGUCACAGUCACAUUUUACUACUACUAAAAAUAAAAAAAAUAUGACCCUGGAGAUUGGUUGUGCCCCCAUGAUACAUCAACAGUCGCUUGGACAGUUCGCAUUCAACUUUUUUGGUCAUCUGGGCAUUUAACAAAAAAUCCCAAACAGCAGAAGGGUUUCGAGAUAUUUCUUUCAAUACAGCUUACGCUCUACAGCUCUGCUGUUGAGAUGGCGAAUGAAGAAAUUAAAGUUCUGCUUCCUCGAUACACAAGGGGGUGGGGAGGACAGUGCUCAGUUUUAGAAAUUAAAAUUAUUAGUGUUAGAAUAUAUUCUGUUUGUUUCAAACAUAUUCUACCAUAGCACUUCUCUUACACUGUGUUGUACACUAGGUAUUCAGUACAUAUUUUACUGUCCAAUGCCCGGGACAACAAGAUUUGUGUGAGGGACAAGAAGUUUUACUGUUCUACUUUGUCCGUCAGACAAGUAAUUUUUAUGUAUUUAUUUGUCCUAUGUUCGUUCUUUUGCUAGAAAGACACUACAGGUAUAUUUGUAGAGAGCCACGCAAGUUUCUGAAAACUGGACUGCGGAAGUCCAGCACCAAAGCGCAAACGUACCACCCCUAUCACUUCUGAUUGGCGAGCUGUGGAAGAAGCUGAUCUUCUGUUGGUUACAAAGAAACCCAGAAAUGGCUGCCAAGAGAGCCUCUGGCAAUGCACAGACUAAUCUUUUAAACUUAAUGUAUUAUUUAAGUUUUUAAUAAAUUAGCAAAUAAGUGAUACUGCUUUUUUUUUUUUAAUGUUUGUAUAAAUUUAGAAUGUCCAAUUAUUUUUACUUUAGGACUUCACACUGACAUGCGAUGUCACACUGCUUUUGAUAAAGCAGGGUUCACAUGGGUGACAGUAGCAAGUAAACAAUGCAUGUAUCAAUGCCCCAGAAGCAGCUUGUUACUGACGCUUCCAUCCAAGCUUCUCUGGAUUGAACCGUCGGCCCAAAUGCUGAUUAGAGCAGACAUUUCUUUUUGGCUCACGUGUGUGUAAAGCAACAAAAAUAUGGCUCAACAGAAUAAACAAAAAUGUUCCUUGCUGAAGUAAAACAAAGAAGAGAGCUUGAGCUGGCAACAGUAAAAACGGCAGAAGGGUUUGGUUCUUGAGAGAGAGGAGCCAAAAGAGUUUGUUAAAUCCAGUAGUAAACUUAAAAGAGGGACAUCAUUAACCAACAAGGUGCAUUGUUUUGGAGGCGUGAGUCACGGCUGGCAGUGACUAAAUAAAUACCUGUAAAUAGUAAACCAUGAAUUCGAAACCUGCAAUCCCUGUCUCCGUCUGUCUUCAUUUUCACAAAACAUUAUUAUUAUUUAUUUCUUAGCAGACACCCUUAUCCAGGGCGACUUACAAUUGUUACAAGAUAUCACAUUAUUUUUAGAUACAAUUACAUUAUUUUGUACACAUUAUUUUUACAUACAAGUACACAUUUAUACAGUUUUUCUUUUUUUUUACUGGAGCAAUCUAGGUAAAGUACCUUGCUCAAGGGUACAGUAGCAGGGAUUCCCACCUAGGAUUGAACCCAAGACCCUCCAGUCAAGAGCCUUAACACUACUCCACACUGCUGCCCUAAUCCACUAAUACAUUACAGUAUUAGCGGAUUAGAAAAAAAAUCGUGUUGUGUAAUUUAUAACACUUCGUGGUCAAUGUACUUGUUGGGAUGAUUUUAAAAAAAACCUGUAAAGUUUACUGUUUAGAACCAUUUCAAGAUAAGUUUCCCUGGCAAAAAAAAUGUAAAAAUUGAUUUAUAGUGUUGCUAAUCUAGUUUGGUAUUUACCAUAUUUACAUAUUUGUUUUUUUAGAUUUAAACCCUAUAUUAAAAAAAAAACUUUUUUGUACUAGAUUUGAACAGAGUGAUAUUAGUUAUUUAUUAGACAUGCACAAUCAAUUGAUUUGCAAAACUAUUAAAACAUGGAUAUUGACAAAUAUGUGUUUAUGUGUUAAUUAAUUUA